Molecule: messenger RNA, 4857 nt
Organism: Dreissena polymorpha
Lineage: Eukaryota; Metazoa; Mollusca; Bivalvia; Myida; Dreissenidae
Product: syntaxin-7-like
Exons: 10
Coding region: 67-891 (274 amino acids)
Biological process (GO): vesicle-mediated transport; vesicle fusion; intracellular protein transport
Cellular component (GO): membrane; endomembrane system; SNARE complex
Molecular function (GO): SNARE binding; SNAP receptor activity
Source: RefSeq, a predicted model, not a curated record
AUUUUCGGUCAAUUUGUGAAUAACAAAACUCUCCAUCUGUCAUAUGAUGUAUUGUGAGUGAUACACAUGAUGGCAAGUGGACGCAGUCUUCCUAGUUAUGGAGCAGUACAGGAGUAUAGAGAUGACCCGAAUUACAAAGAUUACUCUGACAAACCUGGGUUUGAAGAACAGUUAUCUGCUAUCACAAGAAACAUCUCUGCUAUUAAUAAUGGAGCGAAUACCCUAGAGAAAGCUGCCAGGGUCAUCGGUACUGAAAGAGAUAACGGGCAAGCAAGUGACAAAAUUCAUCAAAUAUCCGUGGAUACCAACAAGACAGUCAACAGUACAACAAAACUGUUACGACAGUUCGGUCAAGGAAAUGUGAAUAGGACACAAAGGUUACAGAUAGAUAAAUUAACAAAGGAUUUUCAAGAAAGUGUACAAAGAUUCCAGACAUUACAAAAGAAAGCUGCUGAAAAAGCUAAAACAGUCAACCGCCAGGAGAAGGCCAAGCCCAAGACAAAUUGGAUGGAUGAUGAUGACCAUGCACCAUUGGUCUCAGAGAAUGUCCGGCGACAAGAAUUGCUAGCGCAGGAACAGGUGAUAGAAGAUGAUCUUGCACUUAUACGGGAGCGGGAGGAUCAGAUACGGGCGCUAGAGGGAGACAUUUUGGAUGUGAACGAGAUUUUCCGGGACCUUGGUGCAAUGAUUCACGAGCAAGGGGAACAAAUAGAUACAAUUGAGGCAAAUGUCGAGCGGGCUGCAACACAUGUAGAGGAGGGCAGGGAACAGCUGACAAAGGCUGCCACUUAUCAGAAGAAGUCAAGGAAGAAGCUUUGCUGCAUAGUCAUGAUAUUCGUCAUCAUCGCUGCAAUCAUAGCCAUCAUUCUUGCAGUCACCCUGAAGAAAUAGCCAAAAACAAACUAGCUCUAGAAAUUCUUCAAAAAAAUAUUUAUAUUCUGAAUAUUAUUUCAAAAAAUUGUAUAUACAGUAGUGAAUCAUUUGUUGUAUUAUAAUUUUUUAUGAAGAUCAUUGAUACAAUCAUUCAUAUUUGUCGUAUGGUUGCCUAUCUAAGUGACAACUGGAUAUUUUUUUAAUGAAUAUCUACUUCUAGUGUAUAUUGUUGAUUAUGAUGAUGAAAUAUGCAAAAUGGGAUGUAUAUAGGAAUUAGCGUUAUACACCGGUUUAUCAAUAUGAGUAAUAUGUCAUGCAUGUUUCUAGUUGUUCUCAAUGUAAUAAUUAAUUUAGAAACAAUUUCAAGAGAUACUUUGAACAAAUAAUGUCUGUUAUGAUAGUUGAUAGUUGAACUUAUCAUUCCAACGCAUUGAUAUCUGCCUGAUAUAACGUUGCCAGAUAUAUUUUUUUAUAUCAUGGUCAACAGGAAGUUCUUAUAUCAGUCAUGUGUGGAGGAUGCUCAUAUUACUCGGAAUCAAUUAUAAAGUAGUAAUCGUUUUUAGAAAAAUCGAAUCAUAUUCAACAAAAAAACAAUUUGAUACCAAUAUUUAAUAUAUUUUAAACAAAGAUGCAACACAAAAGGCAAAAAAUAUUUUUUACAAAUAUUAAGCACGCGUGCUCAUGACGUCAUUAUUUACACAUCAAACGACAAAAGUCAUAUUCUUUUCCGCUAAAACUGCCGCAUUUUAGCGAUUUUUUUCCAUUACUUCUUUAAAAUUGGGGACGUAUAGGUAUGCUUAACAGAAAAACAGGUUACUUGCCAUUAUUCUAAGCCUUGAUAUAUGACAAAAAUAUCAGACAGUAACCUGUUGUUCUCUAUUUUUCAUACCAUCGCAUCAAUUGAUAUCCUGCUGUAGGAACCAUUAGAAUGUAUUUUUUUCUUAUUUUUCUCUCAGAAAAUAUUCUAUCUGCAAAAUAACAAUAUGCUUAAAGCUGGGCUGCACGAUUUUGACAAAUAUUUAUGAAUUUAUAUAAAAUGUGUAAACAACUUAUUAUACAUAUAUUUCAAUGUAGAUUAAAAUAAAAGUUCAGAAGAACAUGUGUCGAAAAAUGCGAAAUGAGAUUCAGCUCCGGGCGCUUAUUUGUCUUUGCUGCAUUUUAUGAAAUUCGUCUUCAAUGUAUAAUAUUUCAUGCCUAUUUUGUGUUCUUGUAACAUAUUUUUAUCAAUAUAUUACAAUUUAACACAUAUAAAAAUCGUGCAGUCCCGCUUUAAUUCACUGUUUUAUCAGUCAAAACUUUUAUUAGCUCACCUGUUUGCUCAGGUGAGCUUUUGUGACCGGUCUUUGUCCGUCGUCUGUCCAUUCGUCCAAAUUUCGGAAACACUCUAGAGGCCACAUUUAUUGUCCGAUCUUUAUGAAACUUGGUCAGAAGUUUUUAUUCCAAUGAUAUCUCGAUCGAGUUCGAAACUGGGUCAUGCUGUGUCAAAAACUUGGUCACUAAGUCAAAAAAAAUAAAAACCUUGUAAACACUGUAGAAGUCACAUUUCAUGCCCAAUCUUCAUUUUACUUUGUCAAAAUGUUUGCCUUAAUGUUAUGUUGGUUGAGUUCAAAAGUGGUUCCGAUCCGUUGAAAAACAUGGCCGCCAUUGGGCGGGGCAGUUUUCCUUAUUUGGCUAUAGAGAAACCUUGUAAACACUCUAGAAGUCACAAUUUUUGCCAAUCAUCAUGAAAGUUGGUUAAAACAUUGGUUUUAUUGAUAUAUCUGAUGAGUUUGAAAACAGUCCAGAUGAAAAAACAUGGCCGCCAGUUGGCGGCGCAUUUUUCUCUAUAUGUAUAUAGUGAAAACAUGUGAACACGCUAGAAGUCACAUUUUUGGCCCAAUUUUCAUGAAGUUUGGUCAAAAUAUUAGCCUUAAUGAUAUGUUGGUUGAGUUCAAAAGUGGUUCCGGUCCGUUGAAUAACAUGGCCGCCAGUGGGCAGGGCAGUUUUCCUUAUUUGGCUAUAGAGAAACCUUGUUAACACUGAAGAAGUCACAAUUUUUGCCCAAUGAUCAUGAAAGUUGGUCAAAACAUUGGUUUUAUUGAUAUCUCGGAAGAGAUUGAAAAUGGCCCAGAUUGGUGAAAAAACAUUGCCGCCAGUGGGCGGGUCAUUUUUUUCUAUAUGUAUAUCGUGAAAACAUGUGAAUACUCUAGAAGUCCCAUUUUUGGCCCAAUUCUCAUGAAAUUUGGGCAGAACAUUUGUUUCCUUGAUGCAAGAGUUGAGUUCGAAAAUGGUUCCGGUCAAUUGAAUAACAUGGCUGCCGGGGGGGGGGGGCAGUUUUCUUAUAUUUAUAUAGUAAAAAAAUCUUGUGAACACUUUAGAAGUCACAUUAUUUGUCUAAUCAUCAUGAAACUUGGUGAAAAGAUUGGUUUCAUAUAUAUCUCAGAUGAGUUCGCAAAUGGUCCCUAUCGGUUAAAAAAGAUGGCCGCCAGGGGGGUGGGGCAGUUUACCUUAUGUGACUAGAGAGAAAUCUUGUGAUCGAACACUAUAGAAGUCACAUUUUUUGCCUUAUCAUAGUGAAACUUAGUCAAUACAUUGGUUUUAUUGAUUUCUAGGACAAGUUGGAAAAUGGCUCAGAUCGGUUAAACACAGUUUUUAGCUUACCUGAUUGCUCAGGUGAAGUUUUAGGAUUGGUCUUAGUCUGCCGUCCGUCCCUCCACAUUUGGUUUGUAAACACUCACAUUUCUCGAGCAUUCUUUAUCAAAGUUGCUGAAAGAUCACAGUCAAUUUUGAUAAUGAGCAAAAUCACAUAAUUAAUGCCAUAAUUAUUGCCCUUAGAUUGUCCAAAUUUUCAUAAUAUUGUACAAAAUCCUUGUAGACACUCAAGAGGUCACAAUUUUGUUUCAGAUUUUAUGAAUCUUGGUCAUAAUAUUUAUUUUUGUAAGCAAAGUUCGAUGUUUGGUUAGGGGGGUGAACUCAAAGUAAAGGUAACCAGGUCAAAUCUUACAAAAACAAAAACACUCCAUGCGCCAGAGUUUUUGUUCAAUAAUGACGAAACUUGACCCGGAUGUUUGUCUGGGCAAUAUCUAGGUAAAGUUUGACAUUUGGUAAAGAUUGAAUGAACCGACUCCUCUCAGGUCAGCGAACUAGGGCCAUCUUGGCCCUCUUGUUCUCUUGCAUGCCUUCAUGGCAAGGAUGCGCAAAUGUCCAAUUAAAAAACAAGUGGAAUGUCUGUCAUAUUUUGUUUUAGUUUUAAAACUAUAAUGGCAUAAUAAAUUGCUGCUUCCUCAUUGGAAAAGGAAUACUUAAUAUAUUGUUCAUUAUAUUAUAAUAUUAUUUCAAUUUGUCUAAGCCCUUCUUUUUAGAUAAUAUAUCUUAAAAUGUUCUGUAUGGAUUCCUUCUUUUUAUGCCCGCUUUUCGAAGAAAAGGUGGCAUAUCGUGAUCAGAAUGUCCGUCUGUCUGUCUUUCCGUCACACUUUGCGUUUAGGUUUCAAAAAAUGCUAAUAACUUCUACGUCCCUUGAGAUAUAACCUUCAUACUUGGUAUGCAUGUGUAUAUGGACAAGGCCUUUCCAUACGCACACAUUUUUUAACCCCUGUGACCUUGACCUUGAACUUAGGGUCCGUGUUAAGGUUUCAAAAUCUGCGUUUAGGUUUUGAAAAAUGCUCAUAACUUCUAUGUCCCUUGAGAUAUAACCUUCAUAUUUGGUAUGCAUGUGUAUAUGGACAAGGCCUUUCCAUCUGCACACAAAUUUUGACCCCUGUGACCUUGACCUUAAACUAAGGGUCGGCGUUUAGGUUUCGAAAUCUGUGUUUUGGUUUCGAACAACAGUUUACUUGCAUUUUGGUGCAUCUUGCUUAGCUGUGUUAUACUCGUUGAGAUGUGAACAUAUUCAGAUGUCAAUGCUCUAAUUAUCUGUGUUUGAUAAUGUAUGUGAUAUUAAAUUGAUUUAAAUUAUUGUAUACUGUUAUACUAGUAUUUGUAAUAAAUGCAAAACUAAGUCAUUCA